This is a messenger RNA of Megalops cyprinoides (Indo-Pacific tarpon), 2680 nucleotides long. It is a transcript of the gene ikbkg, whose product is annotated as inhibitor of nuclear factor kappa B kinase regulatory subunit gamma. NCBI's taxonomy places the organism in Eukaryota, Metazoa, Chordata, Actinopteri, Elopiformes, Megalopidae. Gene Ontology annotation, cellular component: cytoplasm; nucleus; IkappaB kinase complex. Bases 312 to 2198 code for a protein of 628 amino acids. The transcript has 16 exons. The record is from RefSeq and is a predicted model, not a curated record. Gene Ontology annotation, molecular function: K63-linked polyubiquitin modification-dependent protein binding. Gene Ontology annotation, biological process: positive regulation of canonical NF-kappaB signal transduction.
ACUGCGGAAGUAGGAAGCUAAGGGGAAUUCCUGCUUACCAAGCUUGAGCCUGGCGGUGUCAAUAUCAGCCAGCUAUAUCAGAAAGCAAGGUUGACAAUCAGCUAGCAAGAUAUUACAGUCGUAUAUCUUCUGCUUUGCGAUCGUAGACAUACAUUAAUAACGCCACCAGGAAAAGAAAAAAGAAAAACACCGGAGCGGACUGUGAAUACACCUUUGCUAAGUAGGAAGUUAGACGAAUCAACAGCGUCCGUCUGCUAGCUAGCUAGCAGCCAGCUAGCUAAAAAGCCAACACGCACCGAGAGCGGAGGGUGAUGGUUCAGCCCCAGGCUCAUGUGGAUAGUGCUCUGCAGUGGGACAUGACCGGAGGCGAAGUGCUGGGUGCUGGGGGCUAUGGGUCACUGGGAGCUAGCUCUCAGGGGUCACUCCGGAUCCCCCAGGAGCUGGCAUCCAAUGAGGUGGUGCAUAGGCUGCUGGGAGACAAUCACCAGCUGAGAGAGGCGCUGCGGCGCAGCAACGCUGCCCUCAGGGAGCGCUGCGAGGAGAUGGAGGGAUGGCAGCGGAAGACGCGGGAGGAGCGGGAGUUCCUGGGCUCCCGGUUCCGGGAGGCCCGGGCCCUCGUGGAGAGGCUGGCACGCGAGAACAAGGCCUUGACGGGCCAGCUCAACCACACGGGCGCCGGCGUGCCACGGCUGAGUCUGAGUGCAGAGCAGAACCGCACAGACGCCCAGAGGGACGCGCCUCAGAAUCCUCCAGAGGUAGCCGAGCUGAGGGUGGAGAAGGAGGGGCAGAAGGGAGUGGAGAGGGAAGCUGACCGACAGACCCCCCCACAGAGUGUGGCUGACUCAAGUGUGUGUAGCUCCUGCAGUACUGUGUACCCCAGCCUGGCUGACAGCCUGUCUUCUCCUGAAAGAGAAGAUGGGGGAGAGGGAGAGGGUGGGGCCAGCAGCCAGGUCAUUGGAGGAGGGAAUGAGUUUCUACAGCUGCUCAAGAGCCACAAAGAAAAGUUGGAGGAGGGGAUGAGGGAACUGAGGAGGAGAAAUGAGGAGCUGGAGAAGGAGGUGGAGGAGGGGGUGAGGGAGAGAGACAGCCUGCGCAGCACGAAUGUGCAGCUGCAGGCAAAGCUCACCGAGAUACAGGGCUGCAGUGUGGUAGAAGAGACCAUUCAGCGUUCAGAGUCACACGCCGUUAGUGCAGAAAGCUCCAGUCUGGUCCGGCUGAAAGAGCAGCUACAGGCCACACAGUGCAGGUAUAACGAGCUCCAGGAGAAAUUAGACUGCCUCCAGAAAACCACGGUUCAGCGAGACAGAACAGAGGCCUUGCUAAAACAGAAGGACAAGGAGUGCGCCCAGCUGGCGAAAGACAACGAGGCCCUGAAGGCCCAGGUGACCUCGCUGCUGGGGGAGCUGAAUGAGAGGCAGAGCUGCCUGGACAAGAGCGAGACGGACAGGGAGCGGCUCAAUGAGACGCUGGCUGUGAGGACAGAGGCACUGCACAGCAUGGAGCGGGAGGUGGACCAGCUGAAGAAGCAGCAUGGCGUGACUGUGGACAAGCUGCGGCUGCAGACGCAGAGCCUGGAGGCUGCCCUGCGGACAGAGAGGCUCGUCCUCACCGAGGAGAAGAGGAAGCUGGUCCAGCUGCAGCACGCCUACACUCAGCUGUUCAAAGACUACGACACCUUAUUGAAGAAGGUCACUCCAAACGGAGGAGAGGUGGAGGACCUGUCGAAGAGGCUGGUGGAUGCCGAGACGGCCCUGGCUCUGAAGCAGGGCCUUAUCGACAAGCUGAAGGAGGAGGUGGAGCGGCUGAAGGCGUCUCUGGAAACCCUGCCAGUGCUCGCCGCACAGGCGGAGAUCUACAAGGCGGACUUCCUCGCGGAGAGGGAGGCCCGGGAGAAGUUGCAUCAGCACAAGGAGGAGCUGCAGGAGCGGCUGAACCAGGCUCUGGCUGACAUCGAGAGGCUCAAUCACGAGCUGGACACACGACAGAGGAUACAAGACAUGCGGCAGAGGCACGUGGAAGAUUUCCCGGGGGCCCAGUCCCAGACAGGCUUCCCAGGGGCCACGGUUCCCUUCAACCCUGCUCAGCUUCCCUCGUUCCGCAUGACUGAAGAGGUGCCCGAUUACCGCUGCCCAAAGUGCCAGACCCAGGCACCAGACAUGGACACCUUGCAGAUCCACGUCAUGGACUGCAUCCAGUGAGAGAGAGAGAGAGAGAGAGAGAGGUGGAUCACUCUCUGCGGACUCCACUGUGAAAACAAGGAAGAGGAACUAGGAGCAAGAUGGUGGAGUAGAGUGACAAUGGUGGGGUGGCAUGUUUGGUGGACAUGUACUGUACAUCUCCACCUGUCAUGAGGAAGGAAGAUACUUUUUACUCACUGCUAUGGUUAAUGUCACCAGAAUAGAAAUAUUGAUAAUACUUCCAUUCUUAUGGAUCUCUGUCAGUGUUUGCAGGUAAUUCUAAUAAUUCUACUAUCUCUCUUCAUGUAGUACACUGUAUUGUACUUCAGGCAUGUGUCUGUGCUUUUGUCAGUAUCUUUCUGUGCUCCAGAAUGUAAGUGUUUGUCUUUGAGGGGCAAUGCCAGCCUGUGUACUGUCUGUAAUUCAAAAUGUUAAAAUAAAAAUGUUCUUCCUCAUGUAAAUUGUGGUAAUGGAAACAGAGAUUUAACAAAUAAAUAUUAAUG